AUGAUCGCCUCCGUCAUUGUCAUCUUCACGGACAUCAGCAAUAAUUACUGGGCGAACUCCUUUCAUGGCCCUGCGGGGAAUGGAGUUCGCCAAGAGCCCCCCGUGAUUGCCAGCAUCAUGGUCUGUGCCACGCUCUCGGUCGCGGCAGGCUCGGAGUUGGGAAUCAAGACGGUCUCCUACAGCGCCCUCGUAUGCGGCAGCGCGGUGAUGUUGUUUGCGUCCGCCUUAGAUGGGCCCUGGUACAUCCACCACGUGAUCGGCCUGCACUUCAUCGCGUUUGCCUUCGACACCGAAACAUUCGCGCAAAUGGCUCUGCGAGAGUGGCGGUCGAAUGACGGCCAGGGCGCCAAUCCUUCGUGGAUGAACUGGCGGCCCCUCUUUUGCUGGAACUGGUGGAUUGCUUGCGACUGGUGGAUGUGCUGGCCCUCUUUCGUCGGCAAUUUCAUGGCACGCAUCUUGCGCGGAUGCACCAUCAAACAGGUGGUCAUGUGCGCCCUGCCGUUCCAGUAUGCUUUGCUGUGGUUCUGCAUCUUCGGUGCAGGCAGCAUCGGCAUGAACCGCCACGCCAUCUGGUUGGAUAAACACGCGCACACGAGCCCACACAUCGAGGCAGCGAAUUCUGGGUUGAGUGUGCCGGCAGGCACGGCCAUCAAUAUUGGCCAACGGACUGCAGGAUCUGGCAGCACCACUGGAUCGACGUCUUACUUGCACAAGGAGGACGGCAAUGACAAGUUUCGGGUUUGUUUCAGUGCAGAGGUCCCAAGGUACGCAGCUGCAUACAUCUAUGACCCGCCAUAUGCCAUUGGUUCCGUGGUGGGCGCAAGGAACACAGGGUGUGAACUUUGGAACAUUCCCCAGCUGCCAAACGUGGAGAGUGAUGCUUGUGACACGGAUUCUGAUUGUAUGUUGCAGCAGGAUGAUGGGGAUAGCUUUGUUACAAUCAAAGGUUGA
Molecule: messenger RNA, 951 nt
Organism: Symbiodinium sp. CCMP2592
Lineage: Eukaryota; Dinophyceae; Suessiales; Symbiodiniaceae
Source: the annotation of a GenBank genome assembly